AUGGCUGGGCUUGGAAAUCAAAAUAACUUACUUUGUGAAUCAUCCAAUGAUGAAAACGACGUUGAUGAUUGUUCCGCAACGCUGCUUGAUCUAAAAGCUCUUGAUUGUCCCAUUUGCACUGAUGCACUUACUACUCCUAUCUUACAGUGUGACAAUGGACAUAUAUCAUGUUCGACAUGCUGUAACAAAUUGAGGAACAAAUGUCCUUCGUGUGCUCUUCCCAAUGGUCACAUUCGUUGCAGAGCAAUGGAGAGGGUUAUCAAGGCAGUCAUUGUACCAUGUCCAAACGUCAAGUUUGGUUGCAAACAGAAGUUUUCUUACGGAGAAGAAUUAACUCAUGAGAAGGAAUGUACUUUAUCGCUAUGUUCAUGCCCUGCACGGAAUUGCAAGUACACUGGCUCUUAUAAGGAUCUAUACUCUCACUUUAAAAUUCACAAAGGUGAACGCGGAUAUAGUUAUCGGUUUACUUUUGGAGAUAAAUUCGCUCAAGUAUACUUUGAAUUGACUGAGUAUACUUCAGUUGUUAUGAAGGAACGUAAGGAUGGUCUGUUGUUUGUUGUUCACUGUUUCACUGAACCACAUGGUGUUUAUGUGACUGUAAGCUGUAUUGCUCCUUCUGCUCUGGAAGUUGGUGAGUUCUCCUGUCACAUCUCCACCUUUCUGGAAAAAUAUAAUAUGACGUUUGAUUUGCCAAAGGUCAAGAAAAUUCAGAAAUUGAAUUUCCAAACCCCUGAAGAAGAUUUUAUGUUGGUUCCCACCUAUUUCUUGCAUGGAAGUCAAGCAUUGAAGUUGAGGAUUUGUAUCAGCAAGUUGAACCAAGAGUAA
Camelina sativa (false flax) is the source of this 825-nucleotide messenger RNA. NCBI's taxonomy places the organism in Eukaryota, Viridiplantae, Streptophyta, Magnoliopsida, Brassicales, Brassicaceae. The record is from RefSeq and is a predicted model, not a curated record.